Molecule: messenger RNA, 1914 nt
Organism: Seminavis robusta
Lineage: Eukaryota; Bacillariophyta; Bacillariophyceae; Naviculales; Naviculaceae
Source: the annotation of a GenBank genome assembly
AUGGCGACAGGGAUCUUUUGUAGCUCUCCCAAGCCGGUGACAGAGCCAGCAACGAUCCAGCGUGCCCAUUCUGGUAUUGGCGAUGCAUACAGUGUGGUGCGAUCGACUGGCAGUAUGGCCACCGUGUCUCGAUACCAUGACGAGCCUGAAGUCGAUUACGAUGAUGGAGCCACCGAGUUGUACCAGCGUAUCGAAGGAAAAGACUGGGAUGGCGCUUUGACGAGAAUUGAAAUGGCACCCGCGGAAGCAAAGACUUGGGUGUCGCGUAAGGAACCCACUACCGAAAAAGUCCGAUGGCGAUUGCUGCCUCUUCACGCAACAUGCAUCUUUAGGUCGCCUCUGGCGCUCAUUGAAGCCUUGAUUGACACUUACAAAGAUGGUCCGCAGAUGAAGGACGAUCAAGGAAUGUUGCCGGUACAUUUGGCAUGCCGUAAUGGAGCCUCCAAGGGCGUUGUCCUGACCUUGCUCAACUCCUUCCCGGAUUCCAUCAAGGUUCGUGAUCGUAAAGGGAGGCUUCCCAUUGAUCUCGUCCUCUCCAGUUCCUCAGCCAACAAGGAAGCCGUUCUAUCAGCCAUUCGACGAUUCCAAACGGACUAUGAAAAUGGAAAUUUGGCUUCCCACGGGAUUCAUCACGCAAAGAGCGAACUCACCGGAAUGACCGUGGGUCUCAACCCCAAAGCUCACACAAACGAAGUCGACUAUGAACACAGGACUGUUCUAUUCCGCCUCAUCUUGAAAAAGGACUGGAAGGCAGGGUCCAACCGUGCCAACACCUUUCCCGAUGAAGCAUCCACCUGGAUUGUCACCAAGGGAUUCAAUGGAAACCUGCGCUUUCUCCCUCUGCACAAAGCAUGUGUCUUGCAACCACCCGUGACACUGAUUGAGACAUUAUUGCAUGCCUAUCCAGAAGGAGCCAGGUGCGCCGAUCAAGACGGCUGGUUGCCCAUCCACUGUGCUUGUUUCUACGGUGCCACUGAAACUGUCAUCAACGCCAUUCUCAUUGCCAACCCCAAGGGCGCCCAAUCAAAGGAUGAAGAUGGCCGCUUGCCGUUGCAUUACGCCUGUUUGAAGGGAGCUUCGCAAGGUGUGGUGGAUGUCUUGGUCGGCGCGUUCCCCAAGGGCGCCAUGAGCAAAGACGACGAAGGACGUUUGCCGCUUCACCACGCUUGUUCAAAGGGAGCUUCUGAGGGUGUCAUUGAUGCUCUAUUGAAAGCAUCUCCAAAGGGAGCUCAGUCAAAGGAUGAUCAAGGACGUCUUCCUCUGCACCAUGCUUGCCGAAAGAAUGCAUCGGAACGUAUUAUCAGAACGCUUUUGCGUGUCUACCCCAGGGCUGCCCAAAUCAAGGAUGAUCAAGACAAACUCCCCAUUCACUACGCUUGUCAAAACGGUGCCACGCCAAGUGUAGUCAACCUGCUGCUAACGACCUACCCAGAGAGUAUCAACGUUAAGAACGGAUUUGGGUACACACCAUUGGCAGAAGCACGAGCCCUAGAGAAUCCCAAGAUGGACCCCAUUGUGAAUGUUCUGGAGAAGUUCAAGAAGGAACAGGACAAGAUCAAGGUGGAUUCGGGAGAGAAUGGGAUAAUGGAACAAAAGAUUGCCAAGUUGACUGACCGCGUGGAUCACUUGGAAAUUACACUGGCACGAGUUGGAGACAUUGGAGCCAGUAUCAAACACGAUAUUCACAAGAACAAGGAUCCAUACGACAUUCUUGAAAAGAUGGCCGAAAAGCUGUUAAGCCUGGAAGCAGCAGCUUCAGGUCCACCUUCGAGCACUGGAAAUAGCAGUGGAGGCGGUGGACGGCGAGAACCUGGCCCCACCAAUGCAAAGAAAUCACAACCUGGACCACCUCAGGGCAAGAAUAUUUUUGGACUGAGAAAAAAGAGCCCUGGAGGAAAGAAGGGCAAGAACUAG